Molecule: messenger RNA, 5679 nt
Organism: Closterium sp. NIES-65
Lineage: Eukaryota; Viridiplantae; Streptophyta; Zygnematophyceae; Desmidiales; Closteriaceae
Source: the annotation of a GenBank genome assembly
AUGUCUGCCUCGGACGAGGAGAGCCGUUAUUGCAAUCUUAAAGCGGACGCGCAGGUAGGAGCAUGGAACGCAUCAGCAGAUCCAGCGGGACCAUCGCCAUCCUUGGCAAAGGCAGCGUCGUGGCUCAUGCGCAAAGGCAGCCCGCCUGUCAAUGUCACGCCGCCCGGCCUUCUGCCGGCGUCUCCGUCUCGCAGCUCAGACGGCCAACCGUCCGCUCAGUCGGUAGACCUCGAGAUGGACGGCGGGGGGCCGGCAGCGGAGCAGCCGGUGGGGCGGUCAAGCGCCGUGUGGCUGCCUCUGCCGUCGCCGCGCGUGCAGGAGGAGUUCGCCGGCUUGGCAGCGCAGGAAACGAGGCGGCAAUCAUCGGGGGUGGUUGCGCGGAAGCAGCAGAGGAGCGAGAGCAGAAAUGUUCCCUGGACGUUUCACCAGCUGCUUCAGGCGGACGCGGCAGGCGAGGAGCGCGUGGAGGCGGCGGAGCAGAGAAAGCAGAUCCCACGGCGAAAGUCGCUCGAGACGAGAAGGGUGAGCAGAGAGGCACGUGCUCGACAGCAGGACAAGGAAGUCAGGGCGGCGGCGCGCGAUCACUCGCUAGAAAGAGUAGCGCGCCAUCGAUCAGCGAACGUGGAUCGGAACCGUUCGAUCCAACUAGGUAGCACGCGAGAGGCGCGGACGCGUUGGCCGCAACGACGAAGCGCAGCUGAGCGUCGCGCGGACGACAAGGCAGCGGCGAGUUCGGACAGCUCGUCCGACAGCGAAUGCGAAAGUAGAAUCGAGGGCGCGCGCAGGGGGCAGGAGGGACGCGAGAGGAACGGAAGAGAGGCGACGAACGAUAACCCAGUGAGGGCCAUGAGGGAAGGAGGCAAAGCGACAGAUUUCCGGCACGACGGGCUGGGGGACGCCGUGGGAGAGGAGUGGGGCACGCGAGACGAGGGGGUGGAGGUAGAGGGGCCGGAGGACGCGGGGCGUGAUAUUGGCAUCUUGGUGAUGGGGCACCCCGUGCUGCCGCACGACGUGCCUGCGCGCGUCGACGCUGAGCACUGGGAGAGCCAGGCGGCGGGAGAGAAGGCUGCGGGAGUGCGCGAGGGGGAGGGGGGGAUUGAAGGCCAGGUUGAGAACGAGGGCGCGGCGUUGCGGUUGGCGGGGUUACUAACGGACGACAUGCUGCAGUGCAGCUUCAUGGACCCGGGCAAGCGCGCGCUGGGCCUCGCGCACGACGACGACCACGACGAAGCUGCGCAUAACCGCCGCGUGCGCGCCAGCGCCAAUGAUCAUUUGCACGAAUCGACUCAUCGGACCAGCGAAGCCGCCCUCUCACACCACCGCCUCUUUCCUCCGCGCUCCGACGCCUCGCCUGCGUCGGCGCCCGCUCUUCACAACUCCUUGCCGAGCGCCACCGAUGCCCCGCGAGGCGGUCUCGUGUUUGGCGUGCCCGUAUCCGCCCCGCUCCUUGCCUCCUCCGCUUCCCUGUCGGCCUUUGCCCCCACCGCCAAUUCUUCCGCCACUUUCGGAACGCCCGCGGUGACACGGCUGCCGCUGUCGGUGCUGCAGCACGGGUCGCUCGUGUGUCUGCUGGCCGGCUCCUCGCGACUGGCGGCCGUGCGCUAUCAAGGAAGGUGGGAGCUGGGCACGCCGACGCCGUCAUGCGUUGACGACGGCUCCAAUGCCCUCGCGGCCUCUCCGGCCGACCCGCUCCGCCGCUCCGCCCACGCCGCGUCGCUGGCCGUGUGCGCGUCGCUCACGGGCGGGCUGGGUCGCUGGCCGCUGGACUGCCUCUUCGUGCUGCUCGUCGUCGCGCCCGCCCGCAUCGCGCUGCGCUCCCUCGCCGCCGACGGGCGCUGCCUCUCCGCCGCGCUGCUGCCCGGCGAGCGCGACUCGUUCCGCACCUGGUCCGUGGGCGACGCGGAGACGUGGGAGGUUCUGCCCGCCGGCACCGUGGGGGAGGGGGCGGCGGCAGCAGGGGAGGAGGGUGACGGGAGUGCGGAGAGCGCGGGCGGGUGGAGCUGGGGGAGGGAUGGCGUGGUGGAGGGCGGAGUGCUGCUGCGCAGCUGCGCCAGCCCCGCGCGCGUGCUGGACGUGGCGCUGUUCGGGCUGCUCGCCAAGACGCUCUCCGCGUGGCGCCACGUGGAGGCCGCCGCCGCCGCUGCGCCGCUGCUGCACCACCAGGUGAGUGGGGGCGGGAGCGGGCGAGUGAGGGCGAGUGAAGGCGAGUGUUGGGGAGUGGGCGUGAGGGGUGCGGGGGCGAUCUGCCGUGUGCUUGCACGAGCUACGUUGUGUUUUGCGGUUGUGUGCUGCCGUGAGUCGACGGGUGUGAGGCAGUUACACCAUCGAGCGGGCGAGGAGGAGGCGGCGAGGCGAGAGGCGGAGGGGGCGAUGGAGGAGCGGCGGCAGCGGUGGGAGGAGGAGAGCGCGCGCAUGCGCGCGGAGGCGGACGAGCAGCGCGACACCAUUGAGCAGCUCCACGACCAAGUGAACUCGCUCGGCGCGGAUCUCGAGCGCGCCGUGGCGCUGCUUGAGGCCGCCAGGCCAGCGCUGAAGGGGGCGCGCGGAGGGCCGCAGCGGGAAGCGGAGUGGGCGGAAGUGGAUAGCAUGGGGAAGGCGACUGGCGCGGAGGGCACGGGAGGCAGUGCGGGGAGUGAGGCGAGGGGAGGCGAUGGCGGGGCACCGGCGGAUGCGGACGACGAGGGGGAAGAUGCUCGCAAGGCAGGGUGGGCGGACGCGAGCGGCGGAAGCGGCAGUUUUACUUCCGCCACUCCCCAUGGGCCCCCCAGCCGUGCGCCUCCCACUCGCGCCCCUCCCGCCCCCGGCGCCAGUCACGGAGCGCCGCGGGAGGGGCAGCGCGACAGCCGCGGCGGCGGCAGCAGUGGCGCUCGCUCUCCCGUCACCAACGGCAGUUCGGCCGUGGCUCGCGCGCUCUCCGCCUCCUCCGCCUCCCCCUCUGACUCUGAGUCCGACUGCGGCAGCGGCGCUUCCCCCGGCCGCCGCAGACCCCCGUACGUCACUGCGGAGCAACCGCAGCUCCGCGCGCACUAUCGGCCAGCCAGCGGCGGCGGCAACAAGUUUUGGCAGGCGGCACGAUCGGCGGGCAGUAGGGGAGGCGCGGAGACGCGGAACGAGAGCGAUGCGGCUUCGGUACGGGCAGAGGGGAAGGGUGGCUCGCACGGCGCGCAGGGCGCUUCAGCCGUGGAGUCGGGCGUGUUGCUUCGCCGAACCUUCUCUCCCAUGCGCGGCCGCCGCAGCCUCUCGUCGUCGAGAGCGGACGCGGGCGCAAGCCGCGGGGUGGGGGACGGCGGGGGCGCAAGCCGCGGGGUGGGGGACGCGGGAGGCGCGAGAAGCGCGCUGCAGCAUGUGAUGGGGAGGGCUGCGGGGGCUCCGGGGGCAAGGCGGACGCGCGGGGAAGAGAGCGCGGAAGAAGGGCGGCGGGGUGCGAGGCAUCCCGCGAGGGCAAGAGAAGAGCGUGAGGGGACGCAAGUAGGGGCAGCGGGGGGCGGAGAGGAGGCGGUGGGAGUUGGGCUGAGAGGAGAGGGGGAGGCUCGCACGCAGCACGGGGAGGGCGGAGAGCGGAUGGGCGGAGGGGGGGAGGGAGCUAUCCGGGGUAUGGCGCAGCGGGCGCAGCGUGGGGGCCCGGAGGCGUGGGUGGCGGAGCAUAAGCGCGUGGUAGUGCUGGAGGAAGUGGCGGCUGGCGGAGAGUUGGCGCGCUGUGAGGCGGAGGAGGUGAGAGGGACGAGCGCCGCGAGUGGGGGGAGCGAGCCGAGCGGUACGAGCGGCGCGAGUGGCAUGAGCGGCAUGAGUGGGGUGGACGAGGAGUGGGAGGAGCAGUGCACGGAGCAGGGAUGGGUGCUGCGCCCUGUGUCACGUGCAGGCGCGGGGGCGGGGCCAGGGUUGAAUUCACAGGCUCGCUCGUAUGGCGUGUGCUGCACUGCGGACGAUGACGUGGCGGAUGACGUGGAGGAUGAGGUGGAUUCGGAGCAGGUUCGGCAGUCACAGCAGCAGGCGCGGAUGGGUGGGAGCGCGGGAGAGGGCAACGGGGAGAGCAGUGGGGGGAGCGGAAGCGACACUGGGACGGGGUCAGGUAGGGGCGGUGCAGCAGCAGUGGCAAGGCCAGCGGCUGGGGCGGGCGCAAGCGGUGGGAUGGUAUGCAGUGGGGCAGCAGCUCGUGCUGCUCACACGGGCCGUCAAGGGGGGCCUGGCGCUGCUGCUGCUGCCGCUGCUCCCGCUGGUGCUCGUGCCACUGGUGCUGCUGGUGCGAGCAAGGGAUGCGCACGGGGCUCCACAGGGGGGGCAGGGGCACAGGCGCAGGGGGCGGAAGGCGGGGGGGCAGGGGAGGGGGCGGGAGAGGAGCCCCCCUCCGCGCUGAAGCAGCGUGUGGCGGCCCUGCGCUCGCGCGUCUCCGCCCUGCGCGCCACCUCCUCCUCCCUCCUAGCCCCCGCUCCUGCCACCGCUGCUGCUGCCGCUGGCGCCGGUGCUGGUGGUGGGAGAGGGGCGGGUGGCAUCACUGCUGGGGUGGCGCAGGGAGGGGAGCAGAGAGGGGAGAGUGCGCGCGUGGGGGAAGUCCAGGGCGCAGAGGCUAGACGGGGGGGGCUUCCAGGCAUACAGGAGGGCGGCAGUGAAAGGAGCGGCAGCGACAACAGCAGCAUGUGGGGCAGCGGCAGUGCUGGAUACAAUGCCGCCAUUCCCACUAGCUUGACACACGCCGCUGCUGCUGCUGCCAGAGGCCUUGUGAGUGCGACUCACAGGCAGUUCGGUGCUGGCAGCCGGGCGGAUGGGCGGCAGGCAGGGUGGCUGGACGGUGGGAGUGAAGGGAGGGGUGUGAGGCAGGGCGGGAGGGGCGUGGAGGAGGGGAGUGGCGGUGGUGGUGGGGAGAGGUGGGCAGGUGUGCUGCGAGAGAGGAGUGGCAAUGUGCCGGAAGGACCACCCAGGGAGCUCAAGAAGACUGCCAAGGCGCCCGCAGCAGCCCCAGCAGCAGCGGCAGCAGGGAGAGGUGGGCCAAGGCCAGGCCUUGUGCCAGUGGAUCCGGGGGAGCGGCAUCUGCAGUCGCUGCUGCCCAUGCGCGUGCUGGUGCGGGAGAGGGCCUCGCAGCACGGGGGAGAGGCGGCAGGGGCGCAGCAGAGCAGCGGUGAGGGCAGUGUGUGGCACGUGGGCAUGGAGCAGAGAGGGGCAGUGGGAAGGGAGAUGCGUGUCGCCGGCAGGACUCUCUCGUCCACCUCGGCGUCCUCUGACUCACACGCCCUCCCUGUGCUCCUGCACUCGCCCCGCCACCCUUACAGCAGCAGCAGCCCGCGGAGUGCGAGUGGAGGGUCGAGCCCUGGCCUGGGCUUGCUCACGCGCUUCCUCUCCCCCUCUCGCCGCUCCCCGUCCCACCCUAGCCACCACCAGCACGCACAGCAGAAUCCACAGCAGCAGCAGCAGCAGCAGCAGCAGCAGCACAGGGGCACACAGUCAGGGGCUGCAGUCCCACAGGCAGCAGCAGCAGCGGGCGUGCGGCGCAGCAGUCAGGGCAGGCAGGGCAGCAGCGGGCGGGCGUUGUCCCCCUCGCGGCGGCUGUGGGCUGUGGGGCGGUCCACAGAGAGGCGCACAGAGGAGCGGUAUGGGGGGCGAGGGCAGAAUGGGGCGUGGGGGAGGGGCGCAGCAGAGCAAGCGCAGGAGGAUUCAAUGAGCAGCACAGGAGGAGUGUGCUCGUAA